Molecule: messenger RNA, 4672 nt
Organism: Blepharisma stoltei
Lineage: Eukaryota; Ciliophora; Heterotrichea; Heterotrichida; Blepharismidae
Source: the annotation of a GenBank genome assembly
AUGUCUGAUAUAGAAAUCCCACUACUAGAAGCUCAUAAAACAGAAACAGAAAUAGAAGCAAAUAAAAAAGGAAUUACCAAAGCAGCUACCCGUGAUAAUGAAAGUCUUUCAAAGUUUAGUGACGAAGAAAGAGUAAAUAGUUAUUUUAUCAAGCAAGCAAUCCCAAAAAUAAAGCGUUACUUAUCAAACAAUCUUCCGAAUCUCAUCGGGAAGACCAGAAGAUCUGCUAUUUCUAUCGACAUCUCAUCAAGUUUAAAAGAAAUCCUAAUUCCGUGCUAUGAUGGAAUCUUAGUCUAUAAUAAUUUAGAAGACCCCAGUAAAACUAAAGAAAUAAAAAUUUCUGAAAAAGUCCUAACUAAUGCCAUUUUCAGCAAAAAUGAUACAGCAGCUAUUGUAGGGUGCAGGGAUAAGAAAUUGUAUAUUAUAGAAUUGAAUAAUCUGAAUAUGACAAUUCUUUCAGGGCACGAUUCUUCGAUAACUAUGAUUGCAACAACACCAGAUAAAACAUUUUUGUUUUCAAUUAGCAGCAGAAAUGAAGUUUUUAAAUGGAAUAUUAACAAAAAAUCAUUUUCUGAGAUAUACUUAUUUAACAAGAAUAGCCCACUAGGAAGCAUUUUUUUGGUUGGCCGGACAAUAGCUGGCUUGCCAAAUUCAUUGGCAUGCCAUAUUGUCUAGCUAACCAAAUUUAAAAAUGGCGAACCAAAAAAUGCUCCUUAAUGGGCUAUUCUUGGCAAACAGGUAUAUCAAGUUUUGGAAUUUUCAGUCAGAGUCAUUAUGAUAAACUUGAUGUUUCUCAAAAAAUGGUUGCAUUUCUUAGCAAUAAAGGAAUGGCCUGCUUAUUUUCAUUAGACGGUGACAGAUUUGGAGAAAUGCAGUAUAAAAAACGCUUGGAGUUCAUAAAAAUAUCUCCUAUGGAAGAUUAUGUUAUUCUAUCCACAGAUGAUGCAGUAAUAAUAUUAGAUAUCCAUAUGACUAUUUUGCAUGAAAUCACAACUCAGCAGGUCCCUGCAUCUUUGUCAAUAACAGACAAAUCCAUCUUAAUAGGAAACAGAUUUGGAAAGCUUACGUUUUUCGAUGUAAUUGAGCUUACCUCAAUGAGCACUCCUACAUCAAAUUGCUCAAUUGAAUGCAUUUCUUAUCAAAUUAAAAAUGAUUCUAUAUAUAUGUGUGAUAUUGAAGGAAACUUGUUUUGCAUGAAAAACCCAGGCGCUGAUUUUUCUUAUAAGCUUCAAGAUAUUCCUUAUCAGUUGGUUGAUUUUUCACAUAAUAGCAAGAAAUUGGUGUAUAAAGAUUUAAUGCCAUUUAUACAAGAAUUAGACUUGAAUAGUUAUAAAAGCAAACAUUUAAUAGAAAAUGAAGACUGGGCAGAUAACUUGUUAGUUAUGAAAGAUAAACUGGUUUUAUCGAACUCUCAGUUUAUUAGUGUUGUUAAUUUGGAUACUAAAGAAGAGGAAAGCAGAAUUAGUCUUGAUAUGAAUGAAGAAACUAUAAAUUUUGUGAUAGAAAGCCAAGAUUGCUCUUUAUUAGCAUUUGGUGGAAAGCUGGGAUCGCUGAUUGUAAUGAAUUUGAAUGAAAGAGCAAUUAGGAUUAAAAUGAAAGAGCACUUGAAUUCGUUGAAAUGUGCGGUAUUUAGUAUGGAUAACUCAAUGGUUAUGUCUGGAAGCUCAGAUAAAACGAUUAUUGUUUGAAAUUUAAUUGAAAAUAGGGUAAUGAAUACUCUUGUUGGCCAUACAAGAGCAGUGCGUUCAUUAGAAUGUUUAAGAGAUAGCAAAACACUUAUAUCAGGAGGGAAAGAUUCAACAAUUAGAUUUUGGGAUAUAAAUGCUGGGUAUCAAACAUACCUGAUAAGCACUCAGCAGCAUAAAAUAGUUGGGCUGUAUGCUAUGAAAGAUUACCCUUAUUUACUCUCUUGUGGCAAUGAAGGAUCAAUUACUUUCUGAGAUUUAAAUACAUAUGAGCAAAUUUUUUCAAGCCUUAUAAGCCCGAAAACAUCUAGAAUGAAGCUAUCUCCUAAUGAAGAUUAUAUUUUGUAUACAUCUAGAAGGGAUUCAUAUAUAAUAAACAAUCCAGUUAAAGCACACACAAUAGAAAUAUCAGGCCCAGGCUCCCAAAAGUAUGAUUUUAUGAAAUAUCUUGACUCAUUGAUGACUGUAACUCCUCUUCAGCACGAUAAAGAGAUGGAUAAUGUUUAAUUGAUCCUGGGAAUUUAAUUGUCCCUUCUCACAGUAAUGCUCCAUAAAGAUAACUCCAAAUGAUGUCACGGCUUAUAGAUGGCCUCCACCUAACCUAGGCAGAAACCUCGAUUUCUUGGUAGAGAUUUCCCUAAUCCACCAGUUCACUGCGGAUUUUGCAUAAUCCCCUAUUUUCAGCUCGAGGCCAUGCCCAUGUUGCACAAACCUUGCAACCGCUGGCGAUAUCGCCUUUGUCUUCAAGCCCAUUUACAAAAAAGAGACUUGUGCCCUUGAAAGCCAUCUAGUCUGCCUUUCCCUCUUCCCUUAGUUAGUCUAAAAGUAAAACUUAGCAGCUUGACAAAGAAUUACAAAACUCUACUUCUCGAAUCACCAAAAUCAGCGAAAAUAAUAUUUGUCUCUCAAUGAUAAAUCAAUUCUUGGGUGGCCCUUUUAAAAUAAUAUCUUAUACACAUAAAGACCUCCGGUAUUGAGAGAGCAGGUUUCUUGUAAUCAUAAUUUUAUGUAUAAUAAAGAGAUGGAUAAAUGAGCAGUAAUGCCAUACUGCUUUACCUCAAAACACUUUUACAGCUUCUACAAUCACUAUGAUCAUCUUCAAAAAUCACUAAAUCACAAAAUUUCUUUUACAAGUGCUCUUAGUUGUGAAAAUCCUUUAUCAAUCAGUCUUAAAAGAAAAAACUACGAAUGCACCGAAGUGAUUGUUGAGAAGUUCGCUGAAAUUGCUAAUACUCAGCCAAAGUUUUUAUCAUUGAUUAAUAAUGAUAUUUUGGUAAAGCUUAACUUUGAGAAUUUCCAAAGCCUUAGCAAGCUAUAUGAUAACACUUUUAUUAAGUGGCAAGAAAUCAAAGCCUCGAAAACAGCUCCUUGCCCAGCAUAUGAUUUAGUUGACACACUUGAUAAGCAUGACCAUCUGGACCAACAAAUUAAAAAUAAAUAUUUCGGGAAGAAAAAAAAUAUGAGCCUGUGAAAGAGCUGCUUGAAAUUAAAUCUAGAAACAGGAUCGAAUGACUCAUCAAAGCUUCUCAUUAGUAUUAAGGAGGCAAAAAAUCCACAGAUUAUUUCUACUUUGUUUAUUCAAUCUCUUAUACAUUUCAAAUGAAAUCAGGCAUACUUAGUUCAUUUAAUUCAUCUUGCAGUAUUUAUUUGUUAUAUAGCUACUCUUAUGCUUGGAGAUGGCAUAGACAGCACUGCAGCAAUAAUUAUUUCGUUUGCUUUUAAUAUUUUGUUAGCAAUAUAUGACAUAUACCAGACUGUAAUAGACUUUUUACAGAUGCAGAAGCAUAAGUUUUUUAAGCACUCAAUUGAGAUUAGCAGAUCCCUUUUAUUUUUUGCUUAUAUUAUAUUCUGGUCUCAAGAUAUUUUACUAUAUUUAGUAACAAUAUCUUGAAUUAAUGGAUUGUUUUUCUUUCGAUUAUAUAGGCCAACUAUGAGAGCAUUGAGGUAUAUCUCUCAUAUUAUCUGCAAAUUAGUCCCAGAAAUUAUACUAAUCAUCUACAUUAUUUUAGCUCUAGGUUUUAUUAUCUUUUUACAAAGCGCAGAAAGCAGUUUGCUUCACUCAUUACAUAUUUCAACUUAUUUAGCUUUGAAAAGCUCUGAUUUUAGUUCAAUCCCAGAAAAUGAAUUAAUUAUCACAAUUGGGAUAAUCAUCUCUGUCUUUAUUUUAUGCUCACUUAUCCCGAUAUGUGAAGAGGUGCACAAUAAAGUAUUAAUGGACCUUGAAUGAGAUGAUAGCAUUGAAGAUAUUGAAAUGAUUAUUGAGUAUGAAAAUUUGUUGAUUUGGAAACGAAAAAAAGGAAAGUCUAAAUAUUUAGUGGCUUGCUUGGAAAAAGAAGUUAAGAAAAUUGACAAGCUGAAUGGAAAAAUAAAUAAAAUCAGCCAUAGAGUGAGGUCUGAAUUGCAAAUUCAACUGGCAGAAAUUUCAAAGAACAUUAAAGAAAGUUUUUUACUCUUGGAAUAAAAAAUCUCCAAAUUGAGCAUAAUUUUUUUUAAUAUAAAAAUUUUUUAGAAAAUGUAUUUUAAUAUAAUGCUAAUUAUUAUAGAAUUUUAAACAGCUUCCAUUUUUAAAACAUAAAUUUUUUCCAAACUAAAUUACAUAUUUCUUUCAAUUUUUACGAAUUGGGUUGCUUUAUAUUUCUGAAAAAAAAAUUCAGCACCUUUCCGCGAGUCAGUGAAAUUUUUUUGGAGAUGGUGAGUUAGAGGAAGCUAAAAAUGUUCGAGAAAAUAUUGAUAAUAAGUAUCAAAGAUUAGAAGAUCACAUUAAGAAAAUGGAAAAUAAAUAUGCGGAAAAGCCCACCUUAACAAAUAUACCUGUUUACCAAGAAUCGCCCACUAAGGAGCAUUUUUUGGUUCGCCAUUCUUAAUUUGGUUAGCCAGAAAAUAUGGCAUGCCAACGAAUUUGGCAAGCCAGUUAUUGUUCGGCCAACCAAAAAAUGCUCUUUAGUGGGCUAUUCUUGGUAAAUAAGUAUAGCUCUCAUUCUCCUUAA